This is a messenger RNA of Coniosporium apollinis CBS 100218, 990 nucleotides long. RefSeq lists its product as uncharacterized. Gene Ontology annotation, cellular component: peroxisomal membrane. The transcript has 4 exons. The record is from RefSeq and is a predicted model, not a curated record. Gene Ontology annotation, molecular function: FAD transmembrane transporter activity; FMN transmembrane transporter activity; coenzyme A transmembrane transporter activity. NCBI's taxonomy places the organism in Eukaryota, Fungi, Ascomycota, Dothideomycetes. Bases 1 to 990 code for a protein of 329 amino acids.
AUGGCGCAGUCCACGAAGACAGCUACUGAGAAGCUCGGAGAGUCGACGAGAGGAGCUCCUGCUAGCGCUGCUGCCCAGCAAAGCGACAAUGUCGCGCACGCGCUUGCCGGCGCAGGCGGGGGUCUUCUAUCCAUGGCUUUGACGUAUCCCCUCAUCACCCUUUCGACACGCGCGCAGGUUGAGUCAAAGCGGGCGCAAUCAAGCACCCUCGACGCCGUGCGCCGCAUUGUCCAACGAGAAGGCAUCACCGGGCUAUACGCGGGUCUGGAGUCAGCGCUGUUCGGAAUUAGCGUCACAAACUUCGUGUACUACUACUGGUACGAAUGGACCCGCGCCGGGUUCGAGAGGGCCGCUUUGAAGGCAGGCCGAGCUUCGAAGAAGCUCACCACAGUCGAGUCUAUGAUUGCUGGUGCAAUCGCCGGCAGCGCAACAGUCCUGAUUACCAACCCGAUCUGGGUUGUCAACACGCGCAUGACGGCGCGCAAGUCUGAUUCUGAUGAGCAAGGUCUUCCGGGCAGCAAACCGGCAAAGAAGCCAUCGACUAUCGGCACUCUUCUCAGCAUCAUCAGGGAGGAGGGUUUCGCGCGCCUCUUCGCUGGCGUCAUGCCGGCUCUGGUCUUGGUUAUCAACCCUAUCCUCCAGUAUACCAUUUUCGAGCAGCUGAAGAAUGCUGUGGAGAAGAGGCGACGAGUGACACCCACUGAUUCGUUCUACAUGGGCGCGUUGGGCAAGCUUCUUGCGACGAGCAUCACAUAUCCCUAUAUCACCGUGAAGAGCAGGAUGCACGUCGCCGGGAAGGAUGGGCCCAAGGAUGAUAUGAUCACCAGCUUCAAUAAGAUUCUGAGGGAGGAAGGUUGGAGCGGUCUCUACGGUGGCAUUGCCCCGAAGGUUACCCAGAGUGUGAUCACGGCAGCGUUCCUCUUCGCCUUCAAGGAUGCACUCUAUGAUAUGACUAUCAAAGCCAGACGCUCACUUGCAGCCAAGAAGUAG